AUCCUAUCAGACAGGUAACACUUCUAUUUUGUGCUAGGCAUUGAAGACGUGAUAUGUGGAAGGAGCAGCUUGUGGAAACAUUGAUGUCCCAGUAUAUCGUCCUAUUUUGAUUAUUUGUUCGGCUUUGGUAGAACGAUGGCAGAGUGCUGCAGCGAGUAUGAAAACUAUACAAUUAAAGAUCUAUGUAGAGAUCAUCAGACAGAGGACGUUCGAUUUUACUGCGAAGAUUGCAAAGUAUUGAUAUGCGAUGACUGCAUAACCGGGGAACAAAAACACAGCAAGUGUUCCAAGACAAAACUAAAAACAUAUGGGGAUAAAAACCUUCAUGAGUUACGAGAGAAAACAACAAUGGUAAAGGAUACCAAACUUCCCAAAAUCAAAGCAGCGUUGAAACUUGCUAAAGACGUUCAGCAGUGUUAUAAUGAUUCAGUUAAAGAACAAAUGGAUUUAAUUCGCUCUAGAAGAGAAAUUAUAAGAAAACAUUUUGAUGAAAUAGAAGACGAAUUAAUGAAUAACUUAAGAAAAUAUGAAAUCGAGGCAAACAGGAUUUUCGACGGAUUCAUACGUUUGAAUACUGAUCGUCUAAACUUUAUUGAAUAUGUUAUAAGAUGUGUUCAACAGGGAGAAGUUGACUUAACAUCUGAUUCUGUUGCAGCAUACCACUCACAGCUUACUGAAAUCAUUCAAUACAACUGUUCAUCAGAAAUCGUUCCUAAAUUUGAACCACUAAAUUUUGAAAUCAGUGAGAGAUAUUCAACGACUAAGUAUUAUCGUAGACUUUUUGGUCACUUUGAAAACUACAGGCUGGACAGACACCAAGACAAAGAAAUGUCGGAUAUGGAAAGUGAAAAAAUGGACAGAAAUGGAAACUUAGUGGUCAUUUCUAGUUGCACACAGAAUACUGAAGAAGAUGAAAAUGCUAGUGACUUUGACGAACACUCGACAGAGCCCACAAAUUUAAAAUUCAAUCAUGUAAUAGUAAAAAGAGUUCUUUGCGAAAAAGACAUUUCGUACAUAAUCCCGAAAGGCAACCAAUUUAAUGCAUGGUUGAUAGGAAAAGACAUUUGCGAAUUAAAUCUCAGUACGUCAGAACCAAUUUUAACACAGCUUAUUUCAUCAGUAGGAGAACAUCCAGUCACAGCCGCUAGAAGUAAAUCACAUUACUUGUUGGUAGGUUUAAAGAACAAAGGUUCUUUGAAAAAGCUGCAGAUUAACAAUGGUACAAUAAAUCGGAGGAGGAAAUUUUACAAACUAGUAUCUCACAGUAAAAUAAAACCGAAGUACAUGAUAUCAAUUUGCACUCCUGCAUUGUCCUCAGAUACAGAUAUCAUAGCAUGUAUGGUUUUCUGUCCAAAACCAGAGAGUUCCGAGAUUACCACGGAAAAUCACGCAAUCAUACGUUGGACAUCGUUGGAAAGAAUUACAAAAGAAAUCUGUAUUCCAUACUUGAAAGUUGCAAUAGCAAAUCCUGUGUCCAUAGCGGAAAGUUCAUCUGGUGAUAUUUGUAUAACUUGUUCUCCAGAACAAAAAUCGUCAUGGAUAGUACUACUUGAUAAAAAUGGAUCGCCAAAAAUGAGAUACCCUUCAAAUGAAUUGAACCAAGAGGCCGUAUCACACUCUUUCAUUGGGGCUGGGUUUCUUAGUGAUGGUAAUAUUACAGUUAUGGAUCGAGUAAGAUUUCGACAACAUCUUAUAAGUAACCGAGGAGAAGUUUUAAAUAUAAUUCAUCAUAAGCAAAAACCAUGUAGCUUUGCUGUUGAUUAUUUUGACAAUAUAUGGAUAGGAUUUGAUGACAGAACAAUUCAAGUAAUCAAAUAUGAUGCCAGUCUGUGUGAGGAUAGUCAAUUACAAACAAAACUUUGACAAAACUUGCUAUUGCAGAUUAAUUUGUAGCAUAUUGACUUUUAUUUGCGCACUUAAUCAGUUUUAAAAGAUGUUAUCACCUGAGAUCACACCCGGUUUAUAGUGGGGUUUAUAUUGCGUGUAGACUUAUGUUUGUCUUUCGGUCGUUCAUAGUUGUAUUUAACAAAAUCUUGAUCUAAGAUUAUAUGUUAGUAGUUUGU
Molecule: messenger RNA, 2063 nt
Organism: Mytilus trossulus (common blue mussel)
Lineage: Eukaryota; Metazoa; Mollusca; Bivalvia; Mytilida; Mytilidae
Exons: 3
Coding region: 136-1863 (575 amino acids)
Molecular function (GO): zinc ion binding
Source: RefSeq, a predicted model, not a curated record